Guyanagaster necrorhizus is the source of this 1477-nucleotide messenger RNA. Its product is annotated as pyruvate dehydrogenase. The record is from RefSeq and is a predicted model, not a curated record. Gene Ontology annotation, molecular function: dihydrolipoyllysine-residue acetyltransferase activity. Bases 25 to 1356 code for a protein of 443 amino acids. Gene Ontology annotation, cellular component: pyruvate dehydrogenase complex. Lineage: Eukaryota; Fungi; Basidiomycota; Agaricomycetes; Agaricales; Physalacriaceae. Gene Ontology annotation, biological process: pyruvate decarboxylation to acetyl-CoA. The transcript has 6 exons.
CUUACCGUCAUCUUCCGUCUCUCCAUGGCCACCUCGGUUGCUCGCAUUUUUGCGCGUCGCUUCCAUGUCUCCGCCCGGAGACUCGCGCUGUCACCCUUUAAUAUGCCUGCAAUGAGUCCUACUAUGUCAGAAGGGGGAAUUGCGUCGUGGAAGAAGAAGGAAGGUGAAUCGUUUUCCUCAGGUGAUGUUCUGUUGGAGGUGGAAACGGACAAGGCCACAAUUGAUGUUGAAGCCCAGGACGACGGUAUUCUUGCAAAAAUCAUGGUCCAAGACGGCACGAAAGGGGUCCAAGUGGGUACCCCCAUCGCAAUCAUUGGAGAAGAAGGUGAUGACCUGUCCGGCGCUGCUGGCGCUGCGGCGAAGGCCACCUCUUCUUCAAAACCUAAAGAGGCGAAGCCCACUGAAUUGCCCAAGUCCAAAUCUACUCCGAAGAUUGAAUUUUCACCGAAAACAAAGGAAGAAGUCAAGGCUGACCUUCCUUCCGGGGACCGAAUUUUUGCUUCUCCCAUCGCAAAGAAAAUUGCUCUCGAGCGUGGUAUUCCACUGUCAAAGGUCAAAGGAACUGGACCUUCUGGUCGCAUCAUUCGCGAGGACGUCGAAAGUUAUCAGCCAUCCACCGCCACUCCAACGGUUAGCCAACCCCCAGCAGCUGCCGUCCCAGACUAUGUGGACACACCCGUCUCAAAUAUGCGCCGCACCAUUGGCACCCGCCUGACGCAGUCCAAGCAAGAACUUCCUCAUUACUAUGUUACAGUCGAUAUUAAGAUGGACAAGGUUCUCAAGCUGCGCGAAGUCUUUAACAAGACCCUGGCCGACAAAGGUGCAAAGCUAAGCGUCAAUGACUUUGUCGUCAAGGCGGUCGCUUGUGCCCUAGCCGAUGUUCCAGAGGCAAACUCCGCUUUCCUUGGAGAAGUUAUUCGGACAUACAAGAAGGCGGAUGUUUCUGUUGCUGUUGCCACUCCUUCUGGUCUUAUCACACCCAUUAUCAGAGAUGUAGGCGCCAAAGGCUUGGCCACUAUUUCUACUGAGGCCAAAGGCCUUGUGAAGAAAGCACGCGAUGGAAAACUCGCACCGUCAGACUAUCAGGGUGGUACAUUCACGGUUUCUAACCUCGGCAUGUACGAUGUUUCUCAUUUUACCGCCAUUAUCAAUCCUCCUCAAUCGUGCAUUCUUGCCGUUGGUUCCACACAAGCUACCAUCGUCCCUGCACCCGAGGAAGAGCGUGGCUUCAAGACGGCACAGAUCAUGAAGGCGACGUUGAGUUCUGACCAUCGGACAGUUGAUGGAGCGGUUGCGGCGAGAUGGAUGUCGGCUUUCAAAGGAUAUCUCGAAAAUCCCUUGACAUUCAUGCUGUAAAUCGGUUGUUCAUGUUGAGAGAGCCCUGUUAUUCUACGUCGUCUUCAUUUAUUUAGAUUUUUCUGACCUCGUACCACUCCCUUUUGAACCCGCCGUGUUAAUCUUUUGCAAAGCUACUGGU